Auxenochlorella protothecoides is the source of this 1458-nucleotide messenger RNA. Its product is annotated as Acetolactate synthase small subunit. The record is from RefSeq and is a predicted model, not a curated record. Gene Ontology annotation, biological process: L-valine biosynthetic process. The transcript has 5 exons. Gene Ontology annotation, cellular component: cytosol. Bases 1 to 1458 code for a protein of 485 amino acids. Gene Ontology annotation, molecular function: acetolactate synthase regulator activity; acetolactate synthase activity. Lineage: Eukaryota; Viridiplantae; Chlorophyta; Trebouxiophyceae; Chlorellales; Chlorellaceae.
AUGCACAUGCCCGCAGUGAGCGGCAAGGGCGCGGUGGUGGCGCGUCCCUGCCCGCGCCCUGCCUUCCAUGCCAUCAGUGCCCCCAGCUGCCCCGGCCUGAGGAAGAGUUUCUCGGCCCGCCCGACUCCCUCCCAGACACGGGGCCCCCUGCCCCUGGCCCGGGCAUCCCCCGACACGCGCGACACCCCCACCGUCCCUCUGGGCGGCGAGGAGGGGUACGAUGUGUACGUCUACGAGGCGGAGCCUCUGGAGGAGGGCGUGGCCAAGCACACGCUGUCCGUGUUUGUAGGGGACGAGGCGGGAAUGAUCAACCGCGUGGCGGGCGUGUUUGCGCGGCGCGGCGCCAACAUUGAAUCGUUGGCGGUGGGGCUGACCCAGGACAAGGCGCUGUUCACCAUCGUGGCCACGGGGACCGAGGCCACAGUGGCCAACCUGUGCAAGCAGUUGGCCAAGCUGGUGAACGUGCGGUAUGUGGAGGACAUCACCGCCUCCGAGCACUUCCAGCGCGAGCUGUUCAUCGCCAAGGUGGCGGCGCCCCCCGGCGCCACUCGCACCGAGCUGCAGCAGGUGGCCGAGGUCUUCCGUGCCCGCGUGGUGGACGUGGCGGAGCGCACGCUGACGCUCAGCGCCACGGGCGACCCGGGCAAGAUCGCCGCGCUGCAGCGCGCGCUGGGCCGCUUCGGCAUCGUGGAGCUGGUGCGCACGGGGCGCAUCGCGCUCAAGCGCGGCGAGAACCUGUUCACUGGGCCGCAGGUGUACCGCAAGCGCCCCGCCAUCAGCAACGCCGACGCCGGCGAGCCGGUAAAUGUGGAGGCCUCCAUGGACGGCGACGUCUACACCUCCUCCGGCUCAGGGUCUGCUGCCCACGAAGGUGUUUGGAACGUGCGCAACGUGCUCGACGCGUACUAUGAGAACGAGGGCAGCGAGUUUGAGCCCUACACGCUGCUGCUGGAGGUGCAGGACCGGCCAGGCGUCCUGAACCAGGUGACGGGCGUGGUGGCGCGGCGCGGGUACAACGUGCAGUCGCUGGCGGUGGGCAACAGCGAGCGAGAGGGGUACUCGCGCAUCACCAUGGUUGUCCCCGGCAAUGCCACGGGGAUCGAGAAGCUGAUGAAACAGGUGCAGAAGCUGGUGUACGUCGACCGCGUGACAAACCUGAAUGCCAACCCCUUUGUCGCGCGGGAGCUGAUGCUGAUCAAGGUGCGGGCGACCGCCGCGCAGCGCGGCGAGCUCCUCAACCUGGCCCAGAUCUUCCACGGCUCGGUGCUGGACGUCUCCCUCACCACGCUGACCAUCGAGGUUACGGGGAAGGAGGACAAGAUGCGCGCUCUCCAGUCCGUGUUGGAGCCCUAUGGCAUCCUGGAGGUGGCGCGGACGGGGAGGAUAUCGCUCGUGCGCGAUUCGGGCGUGGACACCAAGUACCUCUCCUCGGUGGCGGGGAACAAGGUCAUGCUCUAG